Messenger RNA from Closterium sp. Yama58-4, 1641 nucleotides. Lineage: Eukaryota; Viridiplantae; Streptophyta; Zygnematophyceae; Desmidiales; Closteriaceae. The record is from the annotation of a GenBank genome assembly.
AUGGUGUCAUCGACUUCCACAACGUGUAAGUACCGUUAUGACGGCCGAACCCUUUACGCGGGGCUUUGCGCGAUGGUUACUGAUGCUUGUAGCCAGAUGUGCGCGAUCAAGCAUCGGAAUAGCCGCAAGAUUUUAGCAGGAACAAUGCUUGUGCUGUCUGAGCUCGCAAAGGCGAGCUCCCCAAGCGCGAACAUGGAGUUUGUGGACCAGACGCUGAAGGAGGCGGACUGUUGCAUUUUACGGGAGGACAAGCUGCCACAGCAGCCUAACAAGGAGGACUGUGGGAUUUUUGUUUGCCAGUACCUCAAGACCCUCGUGAAUACCGACUUCGCCACGGUUCUUUCGGGCCUCUGGUUCCAGGGUGUGACACCGCACCAAUACAGGCAGGAGAUGCGGCGCGACCUGUGUGCACACGCGAGCGGCGCUCUUUUGCAACAGCUGCAGGACAUGGGAAUUGAGAUCCCCCCGCAAGACGAAGGCCGGGUUACCGAUGAGGGUACAGUGGUGCAGAUGAAGAACGCGGCUGUGGGAGAUGGGAGGACGGCACCGGUCACUCGCCCUGUGGAGGACGCACGGGUUACGGAGGUGAUGAGGCGUGUAGCCUCCUUGACUAACGAUGUGAGGUACCUGAACGCCACCGUCACCGUGAUCGCCAACUUUGUGGGACUGAGGCGGGACGAGGUCGUGUCCGCUGCAACCCAACUGCUGCUGCAGGGCGGUCACCCGGGCACCGGCACGAAUGCAGAGGCGGGUGGCAACAAGACUGCGCCUCGCACACCACAGCGUCCGUCUGCCCGUAAGAGGCGGGCCGACAGCAGUCCUGAGGAGGAUGGCGUGCGCAACGGCACCCGGGUAGCGCUGGCCUCCACGUUCGCUGCAUGUGCGCCUGCAUCGAGCCUGCUCCCGAACCCGCUGCUCUCCCAAGGUGCCAUACCUCACUGGAUGUUCACGCGCGGGAGGCAGCUGCUCGGGAACGGUGUGCCACCUGGAGAUGCCGCGUGGGGAGACACGCACUGGCAGGAGACGCAGAAGGGCGAAGAGGAGGAGGACCUCGUGUCCGACUCAGACGACGAUGGCGAGGACGAGGAUACGUGUGCAACCACGUACACGGGUGUGAAGCUGGACAAACGGACUGGCAAGUUCGGCGUCAAGAUCUUGAUCAAAGAACGUGGAAAGCGUAAGCAGCAGCGCCUGGGAGCAUACACCACGGAGGAAGAGGCGGCAUUCGCGUAUGCCGCUGGUGCGUUCGUCCUGAGGCCACGCGACAGGAUACCCAACACCGUCACCCUGUCAGCGGCUGAGAAGGCGAUGCUGCGGGGAUGCACAAAAGAAGAUUUGCAGAUACUGGUGGAAGCAAGGAAGUGGUGGAGGUGGCGAAGCUGGCGUGACGCGCUGGAGAGCGUGAGCAGCAGGCUGAAAGGAGGGAGGAAGCGUGGGGGUGACACAGGUACAUCAAAGAGGCGCAGGGUGGUGGAGAACAACAACACGGCUACCAACGAACCGGCGGCCCCCGAAAAUGCAGAGAGUGGGGGGACGACCACCUUGUGCAACGGGCACGGCGGAGGUGCAAAGGAAAAUGACCAGGAAGAGCGACAGGGAGACAGUGGUGCACAAGAGAAGACGGCAGCCACAGCUGCAUAG